AUAACAUAUCAAAUUUAAAAAAAAUUCUUGUGGUACGUGGAAGGGUUUAAGCACUUAAACUUUGCUGGGUUUCAAACUACUAACAGUUUGUACUACUAUAAAAAGAAAUGUGUCUUUCCGUGCAGAAAAAGAUGAAACGUCUCAGUAUUUUACUUCUAUUAUGUAGACAUAAAAGCAAUGUAUUCUUCCUAAUUGUAAUUUAGUAAUCCAUGUGCAUAGAUUGUGAAAUCCUGAUCUCCUAUGCUGGCUGUACAUAUCCACACCUGAGGGUAAUGCAAAGGCAGCAAUUCAAAGAUACUCUAUAUGCAAAUAUUGUUGAGAUUUUAUCUGCUGAGUAGUGGCUGGGAAGCUAUGCUUUUUCUUAAUAUCAAUCAUUUUAUAAUGAAUGUGCAUGUGUAUGAAUAAGCAUCAUAAUGACGAUUACGAAUAAUUUGAGGAAUUAUUUUGUUAAUGUCUGUAAUUACGUGGCAUUUUUGUUCCUACAUCAAAGUGUCGCAGUAAUGCACGUGGUGAUAAAUAAAAAGCAAUCACUUUAUGUUUAUGUGAUAAUACUGCCAUUGGGGUAGAAUUGUGUUUCUAGGGACAGCGAUGUUAAAUACUCCAGCAAUUUACAUUUACAUGUUUUUUACAAUUUGUGGUGCUCGUCAGAAGUCAAUGGCGGAAGAGAAGAAGGAGCAUGUUGAGAAAGCGGGGGAUUUACUGAAAUGGGUGUCAAAUCUCAGCAAGACACUCAGCAAAGAAGAAGGAGAAAAGGCUGAAAAGACAGAUUUACCUAAGCAGCAGAUUUCCCUGGAUGAAAUGUCAACCAAGAAAGAACAAAUAGCUGAAGCUCUGCAGACCACUCAGUCCUUUUUGGCUAAGCACAGUGACAAAAUGACAGAUGAAGAAAGAAAUGAAAUGGAAAAGCAAGUCAGAUCCCUCCAGGAGAGCUACAGCUUGUUAUCCAAUGAAGCUUUGAAGCAGCUGCAGGAAGCACAGUAUCUGGGUGAUGAAAAGAUGGAAGAAAAGGUGAAUAAAGUCAUUGCUGGUGUCAUUGACCAAACGACUGGUGAAGUCCUUUCAGUCUUUCAGUCUAUUUUAAAAGGUUUUAUUGACUAUGACACUGGAAUUAGAUUGCUCGAGAAUCAGCUGAUCCUUUCUGGAAUCAUUUCUCCAGAAUUAGGAACAUGUUACGAUUUGGAAGAAGCUAAAGCUCAUGCUUUAAUUGAUGAGCAGACACUGUUGCAGUUGCAGGAAUUAAAUAGUGCAAAGAAGCUUAUUUCAGAAUCAUCGUUACCAAAUCUUCCAGUUGUGUCAGCUUUAGAACAAGGUCUAAUUUCAGAACCUUUGGCUAUUAAAAUUCUUGAGAAUCAGCUUUCAAGUGGGCACUUGAUUUUGCCAUCUACUGGAGAAAAACUGACUUUGCAGAGUGCUUUCCAGAGAAACCUGAUUUCUCCAACAUUAUAUACAAAGCUUCUAGAAAGACAAGACACGUGUAAAGAUCUCAUAGACCCCAACUGUGCUGAGAAGAUUUCUCUUGAACAGAUGGUUCAUAGAAGCGUAAUACAUGAAAAAACAGGGUUAAGACUCCUACCAGUGAAACCACAAGAAAAAGGCAGAAUCACAUUCAAAUGUGGAAGGAAGAUAACUAUUUUGAGGGCAGCCCAUGAAGGACUCAUCGAUCGGGAAACAAUGUUCAGGCUGCUGGGUGCUCAGUUAAUGUCUGGAGGUAUAAUUGACCCCGACUCAGGGAAGAGAAUGACUGUGGAAGAGGCCAUGAGACAAGGGAUGAUAGAUCAGGACACUGCUUGUGGGAUCCUCACGCAUCAGGUUCAGACUGGUGGGAUCCUCUGUCCAAAUUCAGGACAACGCCUGACCGUUGAUGAAGCUGUACAAUGCAACCUGAUAUCAUCCACUAGUGCGCUGCUGGUGUUAGAAGCACAGAGAGGCUUUGUUGGACUGAUUUGGCCUCACACUGGUGAAAUAUUCCCCAUAUCGACUUCUUUGCACCAAGAGAUGAUAACAAAUGAGCUGGCGUUCAAAAUACUAAAUGAUAGACAGAAAAUAGCUGCACUUUACAUUCCAGAAACUUGUGAAAUAGUCAGUCUAGAUACGGCUGCACAAUCAGGGAUAAUAGACAUCAAUACGGUGUCUAUUUUGACCAAUGUGACUUUACCAGAUAAAAUGCCCAAUGUAGAAGAAUUAGAGUCCCCUUGUAAAAAUGCUGCAAAAUGGUUAUCGAUGUAUGAAUUUGUGCCGUCUGUAUUUCAUGACUGUGGGGAGGAACAUGAAGAUUCUGGCACAGAAGACUCUGUAUGUCACAAUUUAGAUCAAGCAAAAAAAUUGUUCAUAUCUUAUCUGAUGGUAAAUAGUUACAUGGAUGCAAACACUGGAAGAAGACUUUUAUUAUAUGAUGGACAACUCCAAGAAGCCAUCAGUAUGUUGCUGGGAGGUGGUGAUGCUGUAUACAGUGAUGAUGUGUCAGAAAUGGAGUUUAAUAGCAAAUACAUGAACCCAAAAGGAAGUAAUCUAAAGUCAACUGGCAAUUUCCACUUGAAUAAUGUCACAGGCAGUGUUCAGGGUGAUCUUUCAGGUGCUCAGAAUACUUCUAAUAACAGUAAAUUAAAUCAGUUUGAAGAUUUUGGCAACUACAUAUCUUUGCAAGGAGAAGAUCUCCAUGUGUGUAGACCAGAUGUUUGCAAUACAGUUGGUACUGAGCAAUCGGAAUAUACACAGGAGAUGUUGUUAACUAACCCUACAGACCUUAGAAAUAUAGUAAGUAGCACUCAAAAUUCCAUGAGCAGAAAUGCACUCAGAGGUCUUCCGGAGGUUUCUGAAUGGGCAGAACUGCCGAAGUCUAACAGUCAGAAGGCAAAUUCAGGAAACAUUGAAGGGUAUCUUCCAAAGGACUCAAAUCCAAAUCUUAUUUCAGAAACAGAGAAAGAACAGGUGUAUAUGGCAGACAGUCUGGGUAAUGAAAAGAGGAAUGAUAAAACCUUACGUAAUUCCUUGAGUGUGAGUGAUCUGUCAGAUAAUGAAACCUGGAGAGAGCUGGAAAGGUGCACAAAUUACGGGCCUCACAUAUCACAAGAUGACAACAGCAGAAUGGUACUGGAUAAGAGCAAGAAAGAUGAUUUUCAGAGAAGUCUUGGUUCAUCUAUCAAUGCAGAUACUGAAUAUAGACCUCCAGAAGAAUUGGUUAGUCGGUGUGGUGACACACUACAGUUUGAAGAUAGUGGAUACAGUCAACAACCUCUACAGGACUACACUGAUGUACAUAACAGGCUAUCCCUCGAGGACUAUCUUCAUAUAUGUGGCAGGCCAUCCUUGGAGGAUUGUACUGAUUUGCAGAGUAAACUGUGUGUGGAGGACAGUGGAGAUACCCACUGCAGGCCUUCAUUGGGUGGCGAUGCCAGUAUAGAUGAUAGAUCACCCGUGGGGGACAGUGGCAGCACAGCAGAAGAAAGUGAUGUUACAUUCGACAAGUUACUGCUGUGUGACAGUAGUUCUGACUCUUCAGUAGAAGGAGGUGAUGGCAUCUCACAGUUUGAAAGUAACUGCUUGCAGCAUGAACGUGGUGAGAUACCCUCUGAAGAUGACAGCUCUCAGCUUGAUGAUGAUGAUGAUGAUGAUGCCUAUGAAACACCUCAGGUUGAUGAUGAUGACAGUGAUGUCUAUGAUAGUUCACAAAUUGAUGACGAUGAUUCCUAUGAGACUCCUCAAGGCGAUGAUGGUUUUGAUACCUUGCAGUUGAGGGAUGGUGAUGCACCAGAGCCAGAAUUGUCUGGAGCAUCAGUGCCAUUAGGUUUUCUAGAGGAGAAAGGUGGUCUAAUAAGCCCGAGAGAAGAAACCAGCUCUUUUCAAGAGCUUGCAGCUAAUGUUGGAGGGAGUGUCCCUGUAGAUCUGACAGGUCUACCUGAGAGUCUAAAUACAGCUUCUGCAAGUGCUGAAACCAUGGAAAGGAACCCUGAGGAGGAAAGGGAAAGAACAGGGAGCUUUGGCGAGGAGGAGCAAAAAUUGCCAGUUACUCUGGAGAGUGAAGGCAGAAAGGAGGGGGGCCUUAGUUCUUUACGGGAGACGUAUGAAGCAGGAGACAGAACUGAGGAAGACAAAAUAGAAACGGAAAGUGACUCCUAUGAGGAUGAAUCUGAAGGAACACAGGAAGAGGAGGAUUAUGAUAGUUAUGAUGACUCUGACACUGAUUCUGACAGUGACGAAGAAUUAGAUAUUUUUUACUCACGCCGUCGGUGUAUAAACAAGGGUGACCAGCUGUUAAUUUCCUUAGGAGAUAUAGAAAAUAGUGAUGAAAAUAACCAGAAUAUUGAUGACUCUUGCUAUUCUUUAAGCCACAAGAGAGGGUAUACUUUGCAAUCCCAGUCUAGCCAUGAAAAUGAAGAACAAUCCUCAGGAAGAUGUGAAUCUGCAUCAGAUGUUUCUGAGGAAAGAUGUACAAGUCUUACAUGCACAAGUGAAGAUGAAUAUGGGACUUGUGUCAGAAGUAAACACAUGUCACAAGAUACUUCUGAGCCUGUUCAGUCUGAAAAUACCUUUGACACUAAGUGGACGUCCUGUAAGAGUGAAGAAAAUAAUAAAACACAGCUUGAGGUUCGAAGUUCUCAGCUUCUUGAUGACGUUGUGACAUCUGACGUUAGUGUAACAACCUUCCCAAUCACAAAGCAACAUGAUGAUGAAAGUACUCAGACAGAUUUGCUCCUCUCAGAAUGCUGUAUUCAUAGUGUGAAUAAAACCAGUAGUACCACACCAAUGUUACAUUCAAAUAAUGGGCAAAGACAGACAGAAGCCGUAUUUGCAGAGGAAAAAAUAUUAUGUGAUAUGGCUGGUAUGGAGCAACUGAAGGAAAGUUCUUCCCAAAUGGACAGUAAAUUCCUUGUGGAUAUGCCUUAUGUGAGUGAUGGUGACAGUUCUCUUAGUGACCAAGUACAUCCAGUCACCAGUAGGGAGCUUGGUCAAGUAGGAAGAGGUGGUGAGAUUCAUACAGAAAACAAAAAUAGGGUAAAUAUUAUGGAGGAGUGUGAUAUCACAGGACAAAGUAAAAGUCCCAUUCAGAUGGAAAGCCUUGGGGAAAUAUUUGAUGCAUCAGUAAUUAAAGCUGAUAGAGAAACUCCUGUUUCAACCAAAGAACAAGUAAUUGAUCAAGCUUUGCUUGACAUCGGAGGUAGUGCAAAAUCAGAUGAAUUUAAGAAAGAUUUUAACAUUUCCGCUUCUUUGAAACAAUGUAUAACAGAUGGAAAAGAAGACUGCCAUUCAGAAUUGGAUAAAACUGAAUCCUGUUGCUUUGAGGACAUACAGAACAAAAAAGAUUUUCUGCUAAACAUGAAAGAAAUGCAUUCGAGUCCAUUGAACACUUACUCUUGUCCCCCGGCUGAUAGAGUGAAACCAGAGGAAAUCAGCAUGGCUGAAGAGACAGUGAGAGGUAUCUGUCAAAAUACUGACAACUUUCUUAAAGAUUUUUCAGAAACCAAGGGCAUUAAUGAUGGUGAAUUUUCCCCAAUAAAAGCAGGUGCUUUAGGCAGUACUGAGGAUGCCAAAGAAUCAGGAGAAGGGAGUGAAAUGCCACCUUCUUGGAGUCGUACCUGUACCACUGAUGUUUCUUCUGCGAUUGUGAGGAGCACAGGGGCUGACCUGAACUACCAUCCCCAGAAAGAAUGUGAGGCCAGUGAGACUUCUUCACUUGGAAAUGAUUCCAAAAAACAAAUGUCCAUGGAGUCAUUACAGAAGGAAUUAGGUUCCUGCAAAGAUUUUCAAGCAAAGGAAAGUAUUUUGCAGCUGCCCGAAAUGACUGACACGCUAAUGGAAGACUUAAGGAAUAUACUGCAAAGGAAAUUGAAAAUGGGACACGUUUACUGCAAGCAGGAGGGCGAACCCCUAAGUUAUUCUGAUACCAAAGUUUUAAUGCAAAAUUUACUUAAAAUGGUUAGAAGUACACAGCUCGGGAGUGACACAUCCGGUGGGUCAAAUCUCAAGCAAAUAAGCAAUGCUGUUAGAAGUACAUUAAUGGUUACCACAGCGUGUGUGGAGGCAAAGGACAGGGAUGCUCUUCCAUUGCCUUGGCCUGAUUGCAAAAGUCCUGAUCUUCUGUGUGAUAUUCUGAAGCAGGAAUCCUGCAAGCAAAAGAUGGAUGUUGCAGGUGAAAGGAAGAGUGAAACAGAUGUGAAAGCUCCUGGUCCAAAACUUACUGCUUCUGAACUUCUGGAGAUCUUUGAAAUCUCACCUGGAGAUGAAAGUCCAAGCAAGUUAGAGGAGCUGAUAAGCGGUUUGCUUACAAGCUCACAGGUUGCUGAUAUCACCACAGAAUGUGAGGGGAAAGGCAAAGUAGAUGGGCUUUGUACUCUUUUCUCAACAGAACAAUCCGAGUUUGGAUCAGAAACUGGUGAAGAGAAGACGUUAGCAGAUGACACAGCCAGUGCUUGGAAAAGUGACCAGGAGCAUGGGAAGACAGACAGCUUCUCCAAAGGCUUUCCUGAGCCUGUUCUCAAAAGAAAAGAAGCGGCCCUGGAAGACACCCCCACUAACAUGGUCGAUGGAGUACAGCAGUGCUUAAAGUUAACAGAGAAAAUGCGAGGCCAUUUGGCAGCGCUGCAGGAUAUGAGAAGCCACCUCGAUAGCCAGCAGCCUGUUAGCAAUAACCUGGAACUACUAAAAGAUGAACUGAAACAACUAGAGUCAUUUGAAUCAAGACUGGCUACCUUUGCAAUUAUCCUAAAAAAUGACCUGAAGUCGACAGAAGAGUUUUUAAAGUUUUGUCACAGGGAUAUUCCUGAAGAGAAACUCCAAGAGUUGAAGACAAGCUAUGACUGUUCACAGGAAGCAUUUUUGGUGGUCUGUGAUACAUCUUCAAAACGAGCAAAGCAAAUUGUCUGUGCUGUUGACUCAGAAAUGUCUAAGCUUGGAGCAGUACACCAGCAACUUUUAAGCAAACUGCAGAGAUUUUCAGACUGGAUCACAGAAAAGAGUAAAAUUGUGAAUGAGUUCAUAGCGAAUACUAAUGAUAUAGAAGAGAUGAAGAAAAGUUUACAGAUACUUAAAAGCAGUGCUGCGGAGCUCGGCUCUGAAAAAACCCAACUGGAGUCCGCUGCGUUUGACGUUCAGUUUUUCAUUUCUGAACAUGCCCAAGAUCUUUCUCCUAAUCAGAGCAAACAGCUGCUGAGGCUCUUAAAUGCCACCCAGAAACCUUUUCAGGAAGUACAGGAAGCAAUAACAUCUCGGGUGGAAAAUUUAGAGACUCGGUUACAGGCAGCGCAAGAACUGGGUGAUCAGAAGGAUGUGGCUGAACGGCAGCAGGAAUGCAAAGAGAAGCUGCAGGAAAUCUGUGAUUUGCUCACGCAGACUGAAAAUCGACUCAUUGGACAGCAAGAGUCUCUUGUUAUCAUAGACAGCAAGGCUGAGCUGGAACAAUACCAGACCAAACAGGAGGAGAUACAGAAAGACAUGAGAACGAGCGCCCAGACACUGGCAGAGAUUGUGAAAAACACUGAAAGCUUCUUGAAAGAGAGUGGAGAAAAGUUGUCACAAGAAGAUAAGACUAUUCUUGAGCAGAAACUGAAUGAAGCUAAGACAAAGUGUUUGCUCCUUAGCCAGAAGGCAGAAGAGUCCAAAAAGGAACUGGAUAAAGCUAUGACAACAGCAAUUAAGCAGGAAACAGAAAAGGUUGCAGCCAUAGAACAGCUGGAAGAAAGUAAAAAUACAAUAGAAAACCUCUUGGAUUGGUUAUCAAAUGUGGAUAAAGAAGCGGAGCACGGCCGGAAGUUUGAGCAAGUGAUAGAACAGAAUGGAACACACUUUGAAGAGGGAGAUGGGAAGUGUUUGGAAGGAGAGGAGGAUGAUGUCAAUGGGAAUCUGCUGGAAAUUCAGCAAGGCUUUGGAACUGAGGUGGAUGGACUAGUAAGAAGCACAGAAGAUAAUCUGAACCAGCAGUAUCAGAAAGUCAAGGCUCAACAUGAGAAAAUAAUUUCCCAGCAGCAGGCUGUCAUAAUAGCAACCCAGUCUGCUCAGGCACUGCUUGAGAAGCAAGGCCACUACCUUUCCCCAGAAGAAAAAGACAAGAUGCAAAGGAACAUGAAAGAGCUGAAGGCUCAGUAUGAGACUGCUUUGGCUGAGUCGGAACGGAAAAUGAAGUUGACUCAUUCUCUAAGAGAAGAACUUGAGAAAUUCGAUGCAGACUAUAGUGAAUUUGAAACCUGGCUGCAGCAGGCAGAGCAAGAAUUGGACAAUUUGGAAGCAGGUGCCUCUGAUUUCAGCGGUAUUAUGGUCAAACUGAAAAGGCAGAAGAGUUUUUCGGAAGAUGUUAUAUCUCACAAAGGUGAUUUACGGUAUAUUACGAUUUCUGGACAAAGAGUUUUAGAUGCUGCAAGGUCAUGUAGCAAAAGAGAUGGGGUGAAGGUUGACAAAGACGGUAUCGAUACUUCGGCGACGUACGCUGAAGUGCAGAAUAAACUGGAUGUUGCUUCAAAUCGUUUCAAAUCUCUCUAUACAAAGUGUAGCAUCCUUGGAAAUAACCUUAAAGACCUGGUGGAUAAAUAUCAGCAUUAUGAAGAUGCCUCAUCCGGACUUUUGUCGGGUCUCCAGGCCUCUGAAGUAGCCGUGAACAAACAACUAUCAGAGCCAAUUGCAGCAGAUCCCAAAAAUCUCCAAAGACAACUAGAAGAAACAAAGGUUCUUCAGGGACAAGUGUCUAACCACCAAAUUGCUGUAGAAAAACUGAAAAAAGCUGCUGAAGUGUUACUGGAUACAAGGGGAGAGCUGACACCGGACAAAGAUGAGAUUCAGAAAACACUGGAUGAUAUUGUGGAGAGGUAUGACAAUUUAUCCAAGUCUGUGAAUGAAAGGAAUGAGAAGCUGCAGGUAACUCUGACGCGAUCCCUGAGCGUGCAGGAUGGUUUGGAUGAAAUGCUGGAUUGGAUGGAAGGAGUUGAAAAGAGCCUUGAGGAACAAGAUCAAGUGCCUUUGAAUUCUGCUGCUAUUCAGGAUAUUAUUAGUAAAAGCAUUGUGCUAGAACAAGACAUUGCAGGUCGCCAAAGCAGUAUAAACGCUAUAAAUGAAAAAGUGAAGAAGUUCAUGGAGACGGCAGAUCCAUCCACCGCAUCCACACUGCAGGCUAAAAUGAGUGAACUGGCAGGACGGUUUUCUGAAGCAAGUCGCAAGCAUAAAGAGAAGCUUAUUAAAAUAGAGGAGUUGAAGACUAAAGUGGAGUUAUUUGAAAGUCUGUCAGAAAAACUUCAGUCGUUUCUAGAUGAGAAGAACCAGGCACUCGGUGAGACGGAGGCACCAAGAAAGGAUGUCAGUGAAGUGUCCCAGUAUGUGCAGGAAGCCAGUGUAGAAUUGGCAAAACGUAAGAAGGAUCUGGAAGUUUUGCAGCAGCUUCUUGAAGAACUUUCAUUCCAUGCUCUUCCUGGAGAUAAAGCAUUGGUAUUAGAAAAAGUAAAUGCUUUGUCAAAGAAAUUCAGAGAGGUGGAGGAGACUGUAAAGGAAAAAGAGGAGGAUGUAUCAUCUUGUCAGAAACAAAUGGAUACUUUUGAGCUCCUUGUAGAAUCACUAAAGAAAUGGAUAAAAGAGACAACAGAACGAAUUCCAGCAGCGCAACCCUCUCUGAAUACAGAGGAGUUAAAGAAACCUUUGGAAGACACAUUGACUUUAAAAGAUGAAUGGACAUUAAAAGCACCUGAACUGCAGAAAAUGAAUAGCAGAGGAACAUUGCUGUGUAACCUAAUCACUGCUGUGACUUCUCCUGCCAAACUGAGAGCAGUUGCAAAAUCAGAAACCAAGCCAUCGUUCAAGGCAUGUUGUACCAAGGGUCUUUUAAUAGCGAUAAGCACUUCAGUCAGUUCUUGA
Molecule: messenger RNA, 9828 nt
Organism: Calidris pugnax (ruff)
Lineage: Eukaryota; Metazoa; Chordata; Aves; Charadriiformes; Scolopacidae
Product: dystonin-like
Exons: 20
Coding region: 589-9828 (3079 amino acids)
Biological process (GO): intermediate filament bundle assembly; wound healing
Cellular component (GO): cell junction; membrane; cytoplasm
Molecular function (GO): keratin filament binding; structural molecule activity; protein binding
Source: RefSeq, a predicted model, not a curated record